Messenger RNA from Microtus oregoni (creeping vole), 679 nucleotides. It is a transcript of the gene Lyzl6, whose product is annotated as lysozyme like 6. The record is from RefSeq and is a predicted model, not a curated record. Gene Ontology annotation, molecular function: lysozyme activity. Gene Ontology annotation, biological process: fusion of sperm to egg plasma membrane involved in single fertilization. The coding region runs from base 44 to 484 and encodes 146 amino acids. Gene Ontology annotation, cellular component: sperm flagellum; acrosomal vesicle. The transcript is spliced from 4 exons. Lineage: Eukaryota; Metazoa; Chordata; Mammalia; Rodentia; Cricetidae.
UGGCUCUUGGAGACUGGCAGGCACCUUGCUCCUCUGGAGGACCAUGAAGGUACUGCUCGUGUGCAUGGCAAGUUGCUUUCUGGUGGUGAGUAGCGGAGACAUCAUCAAUCGCUGUGUCUUGGCCAAGAUACUGCAUCAGGAGGACGUGGAUGGGUUCGAGGGCUACUCCCUGCCUGACUGGCUGUGCUUGGCUUUCGUGGAAAGCAACUUCAACAUGUCAAAGGUGAACGAGAAUGCAGACGGCAGCUUCGACUAUGGCAUCUUCCAGAUCAACAGCCAUUACUGGUGCAAUGACUACCAGAGUCACUCGGAGAACUUCUGCCACAUGAACUGUCACGAACUAUUAGAUCCCAACCUCCUUUCAUCCAUCCACUGUGCCAAGAAGAUUGUGUCUGCAGCAGGAGGGAUGAAAAACUGGGUAGAAUGGAGAUUGCACUGUUCAGGCCGGCCACUCUCACACUGGCUUACGGGAUGCCAUCUCUGAUGAACUGGGGUGCAGAGCCACUGGAGACUCACUCCAGGACCCCUGGACCACUUGGAGGUUCUUCACUACUUCACCUUCUUGCCUUCACCUCAUGUCAUUUUUUUUUCUCUUCUCACUCACAAGUAAAACUGACCAGAGUCCCAGCUCCUGCUCGUGUUUAUCCAGGCCCAGUACCUUUGUUCCUAUCAUUUGCAA